AUGGAUACCAGUAUAGUGGAUGAAGCCUCCUCUCCAUCCUCUUCAUCCUGCUUCUCAAAUGAUGAGAUGUACGAUUUCUGCGGCGAAGACACACGCAAGACCUUCACAGGCCACCUCUACUGGAGAUUAAAACACGCCAGAGUCGACGUCUUUAUUGCUGAUGAGAAUAAACUAGGAGGACCAGAAGAACGGAAGAAAGCAAUUGAACAGUCCAGAAUCGCUGUCAUCAUCCUCUCAAGGGAGUAUGCAUUUUCCAUAGGGUGUCUUGUGGAGCUGGAGAAGAUCAUGGAGUGUAGAAGAACACUGGGGCAGAUGGUUUUGCCAAUUUUCUAUCAUGUUGAUCCUAAAGAUGUCGGGAAACAAAUCGAUAGUUUUCUAGUGCGCUGCCAUGGAGUUAAAGAUUGGGAAGAAAUUAUGCAGUCUUGGAGAAAGUCUCUAAUUGAAGCUGCAAAUUUGUCCGGCCUUGGAGUUAAAGAUUGGGAAGAAAUGAUGCAGUCUUGGAGAAAGUCUCUAACUGAAGCUGCAAAUUUGUCCGACCUUGUUUUGAACAGUGAGGGGUGCGGAGGAGAGUUUGUCGGAAAAAUUGUUGGCGAGAUCACCAGAAAACUGAAGAGCGCAUGCGUAGACGUAGCCACCGAACAAGUAGAAUUAGAUUCUAGCAUGCAAGAGAUCAGUAAUGAUGUAAAGGUUCAAGUUGGAAAAGACUCUCGCUUGCAAGAAAUUAGCACUCAUUUAGAUGUUGGAGGCCCAAAAGAUGCUCACAUUCAACUCCAAGGCCCACGGCCCUCCGCUCUCAAAGUCAACAAAGAGUCGGUCAAGAUAAAGAAAUAUAUCCCAUUGACUACAAAAGGGGGUGAUUUGCUGAAGCCGACCAUUGAAGUCAAAGGAGGAGAAGUACGAGAGAAGAUGAAGAGGGUCUUCGGUGUCAAGAAAGAAAAAGAACCUCCGCCGUCUGUUGGAGAUGCCUCCGAAAGGAUUAAUAAAAGAGGCGAAACAGUGGAUGAGAAGAUCAAGAAGCUUGAUAUUGAACUUAAUAGAUACAAAGAGCAGAUCAAGAAGACAAGGCCUGGUCCUGCACAAGAAGCUGUUAAGUCUCGAGCCAUGAGGGUUCUCAAGCAAAAGCGAAUGUAUGAAGGACAGCGUGACAUGCUGUAUAAUCAGACAUUUAACCUUGACCAAGUGGCCUUUGCCUCAGAGGGUAUAAAAGAUGCUCAGCAAACGAUGACAGCUCUGAAAUCUGCCAACAAGGAGCUAAAAGGAAUGAUGAAAACGGUGAAGAUUCAAGAUAUUGAUAAUUUGCAAGAUGAAAUGAUGGACCUGAUGGAUGUAAGCAAUGAAAUUCAAGAGACCCUUGGUAGAAGCUAUAAUGUUCCUGAUGACAUUGAUGAGGAGGAUCUUAUGGGUGAGCUGGAUGCUCUAGAAGCAGACAUGGGUUUGGAAACCGAAGCCGAUGGCGUUCCCUCCUAUCUCCAACCUGAUAAGGAAUCUGAUUUAGAUGCAGAGCUCCACUUGCCUUCAGCACCCAUCGGACAGGCAGCAGCUCCAGCGGGCAGAUCCAAUGCCCAGGCUGAGGACGAAUUGGGUUUACCAGCUGUCCCUCGGGCGUCACUUCGUGGUUAG
Molecule: messenger RNA, 1620 nt
Organism: Prunus armeniaca (apricot)
Lineage: Eukaryota; Viridiplantae; Streptophyta; Magnoliopsida; Rosales; Rosaceae
Source: the annotation of a GenBank genome assembly